This is a messenger RNA of Lactuca virosa, 1668 nucleotides long. NCBI's taxonomy places the organism in Eukaryota, Viridiplantae, Streptophyta, Magnoliopsida, Asterales, Asteraceae. The record is from the annotation of a GenBank genome assembly.
AUGAAAUUAUCUUCCAAGAAAUACCGUGGAGAACGGCCGAAGAUGUGUCAUGUUGUGGAAAAACUGGAGAACGCACUUCGCUUGCAGGAGAUUUUUGAAGAUGUAGAACAGAAACGACUGUACUAUGAAGAGAUAAGUAAGGCUUCAUCACCUCGUUUGGUCUACAGAUCCGAAGAGCAUCUAAAGUUACUUCUCUCCAAGGGAAUCUUUCUUAACAGAGGGAAAACGUGGUUUUGCUUAGAUAAGGAUGGGGAACAUUGUGAAAUGAUAUCCGCAGCAGAAUGUUUGAUUCCUGUUCGCAUUGUAUCCUCCGAUUAUUAUUACCAUAAAAAAAAAUCAAGAUUAGGAGUGAAAUCAAGAUUUGCAGUGAACUACGAUAUACCAUAUUCUAGGCAAUUCAAAACACACGUCAAAACACAAUUUUUGUCAUCACAUAUCACAUAUACACUAAACCUAGUGUUCCAUUCUGAUCAGUACACAACUAAUGACUAUUUGGGAAUCAAUUACAUAUUGGCUGGGGAGACAAAAUCUUCAUCUGUGUACUUAGCAAAUAAGAGAGAAGAUGGAUGGUUGAUGGCUGAAUUGUAUCAAUUUAAUAGCGACAGCAGAAAUGUUGAUUUUGAAAUUACGUUUCAGUCCAAUGAUCCAUUGUUGGUAGAAGGCAUCGAGUUUCUGCCUGUGGAAAGAGUGGAUCAUCAAGUGUUAGAGGAUGAGGAUGAGGAUAUUCAAACCCACACAUACUCAGAACAAAAAUUGCCAUGGGAAUAUGGACAAAUAAACGAGAGUGGUGAUGUGUGGGUUUCUCGUGCAAAAAAUAGGGAAAUAUGUUAUAUGCUCUCAGCAAAAGUGGCUUUACUAAAAGAAGAGUGGAGAUGGCGGUCUUUACCCGAAUCAAGAUUUGAAGAAGUGGCUUUUGAUCCACAUGGCAGCUUUUGGAUAUUCUUCAGCACUGAUAGGCUGUCAAGUGAAACAACAUAUGCAACUUACCUUGUUUACAGAUUAGAAGAAAACCAUUUUGGAUUUGAGCCUCCUUUGAAAGUGAAGUCUGGUGAUUACCUUGUCGGUAGGAAAGAUUCAUGGUUCAUCUAUUUACUUUGGCCUCAAAUUCCAAUUAUCAGACCAAAGGUUUAUCAAAGCACCCACAACCCAAUGAAUAGACCCCAAACGAUAUACCUUCCACAACAAAGAGAUGAUGGUUGGAUGGAAGUAAAAGUAUGGGAAUUUCGAGUGCCUUUUACCACAGAUAAUUAUUCUCAAAGCCCUUUUACCACUAAUAGUAAUUCCAAAAAUCUUCGAUUGACCCUUCACAGUGAGAACUCGCUUAAAGGCCUUAUUGUGCAAGGGAUUGAGUUUAGACCCACACAUGAAGAUGUAGGUUAUCCAGGUUAUGAUACAGAAUGCUCUUAUGAUUCUGAAUGAAUUGAUUGUAAUAGGUUAUAUUCUUUAUGAUUAGGCAUAAAUUAAUUAUAAUUAAAUACAGUGAACUUGUUAACCGGGGUGUAUUUAAAAAAAAAAGGCUAGGGGGUGCCUCACCACCUAAGCGCGCACAGUGGUGUGAUGUGGCAUAGGUGCCUCAGAUACAUUAUGUCCGUGCGGUAUUCGGUGCCCAAGCAUGCUAAAUUUGCUGAUCAGUAGCCACACAAAACCCACUCACCAAUGUUUCCGACG